This is a messenger RNA of Jaminaea rosea, 1104 nucleotides long. RefSeq lists its product as hypothetical. Lineage: Eukaryota; Fungi; Basidiomycota; Exobasidiomycetes; Microstromatales. The record is from RefSeq and is a predicted model, not a curated record. The transcript has a single exon. Gene Ontology annotation, cellular component: Sec62/Sec63 complex. Bases 82 to 1020 code for a protein of 312 amino acids. Gene Ontology annotation, biological process: post-translational protein targeting to membrane, translocation.
CAGACCGCCUUCAUCUUCCUCACCUUGUUCCAACCACCGCGUUCCUCCUCCUCCUCCAAUCACCGCACGCCCGCUGCUGCAAUGGCCCUCUCUAUCUGGGUACCACUUGGCUAUAUUGGCGUCCUCUUCCUCUCCCUCUCCCUCUUCUCGUCCGUCUAUCGCAAACGCUCAGCCAAGAAUCUUGCAAAGGGUUCCUCGGAGCCUUGGUUCCCUGAAGGCCAUCCGGAUCGAGAUGUAUACCAGUCCUUGGUAGCAGCAGCUGCGCAAGGUCAAAAAGUGUCGGAUGAUGUGCUCAAGGGAGCUUUGCUGGCGAGGGCGAUGACGGAUGUCAAGCGCAUAAUGCAGAUGCGCGACGACAAGCAGGCUUUGCAGGUGCUCCUCCAGAAGGGAAGCAUUGGUGAUGAGACGACGGCUCGGUUCGCCUUGGCAGAAAAGGAGCUCGAGGCAGAGAUUCUCGACGUGGUCAGCGAGGCAAACACUUUCAGGGAGGGAUGGGGUCAGAUCAUCUUCCCGUCAGCGAGCGAGAUGGUCACGCAUAUGAAGCACAAGGAGAUCUACUAUAGCAUUGUCUCAGAGAGGAAGAAGCAGGUUGAAAUUCUUACCAACCUGGGUAAACCUGUUCCCAAGCCGACGAUUACCCUGCCGCCCCUCUUCACACCGCCGGGUACCAGCGUCACCAUCCAAGCGCCUCAGCAACAGCAGCAACAGCAACAACAACAAGGCCAAAUACCACCUCAAGUCGCAGCGCAGCUCGCUCAGCUUCAGGCAGCAGCAGCUGCGCAACAGCAACAACAGGCGGCAGCUCAGAAGAAGCCACUUGGCCCAGCUAAGCCUCCGACGACUUCAUCUGCAGCCGCGGGCAACAAUGAGAAGGCCGCAAAGAUGACAACUGUGGAGGACACUGAUGGCGACGAGGUGAGUACACGUGGCAUUUCGCACUCUUUUCCAUUCUCUCAUUACUUUCUCUCCACGCUCUCUGCGUCCGUCAUUCAAUUCUCAGUAACAUCUUCUAGCUCAUGAGCUCAGUAGAUUGGACACUUCACUCCUUCAUCAUCAUGCUGCGGGCGUGGGCGCUCAUCUGACCUUUCACUGUCUGUUUGGCAG